AUGGAGGGCGACGAGGAUGGUGCCGGACGGGUCCGAGAACUUCAGCAGCAGAGGAUGACGGUCCAGAAGAAAACCUUCACCAAGUGGAUCAACAGCGUCUUUGCCAAGAACCAGGCAGAGCUGACGGACGUGUACACGGAGCUGAAGAGCGGCGUGGUUCUGAUCCGCUUGCUGGAGCUCAUCUCCGGCAAGACGCUGGCGCCGCCCAGCCGCCGCCGGCUCAGGGUCCACUUCCUGGAGAACAAUGGCAUCGCCAUCAACUUCCUGAGAAGCAAGGUGCGAGUGGACGCGAUCGGUCCCGAGAACGUGGUUGACGGGGACCGCACGCUGAUCCUGGGCCUGCUGUGGAUCAUCAUCCUCAGGUUCCAGAUAGGGAACAUCAACCUGGAAGAGGGCUCGGGUUCGAGCAGCGCCCGCGUGUCGGCGAGAGAAGCUUUGUUGAUUUGGUGUCAGAGGAAGACGUCCGGAUACGGCGGAGUUGAUGUCCAGGAUUUCUCCUGCAGCUGGAGAGACGGACUCGCAUUCAACGCACUCAUACACGCGCACAGGCCCGACCUGCUGGACUUCGCCGGUCUCCGCGGCGACGACCCCCGCGCGAACCUCCGGCAGGCCUUCGGCGUGGCCGAGCGCUCGCUGGGCAUCUUGCCGCUGCUGGAGGCGGACGACAUCGCCGUCCCGCGGCCCGACGAGAAGUCCGUCAUGACCUACGUUUCGCUUUUCUACCAUCACUUCUCCAGGGUCAAACACGAGCAGACCGGGCAGAAGAGGAUCGCCAAGAUUGUGGGCAUGCUGAUGGAUCUGGACGCCAUGAAGGUCCAUUAUGACAAGAUGGUGUCCGAGCUUCUGCGCUGGAUCCGCGGGACGGUGCUGCGCCUCAACGACAGAACUUUUCCCAACUCGGUGAAAGAGCUCCAGGUCCUGAUGGUGGGCUUCAAGACCUUCAGGAUGCAGGAGAAACCGCCCAAAUAUCAGGAACGUGGAGCCAUCGAAGCUCACUUGUUCAGUCUGAAGACUCAGCUGGCGGCCAGCAACCAGAAAGCCUACACACCACCUGAAGGCAAAACCCUCCGUGACAUCGAGAAAGGUUGGACUCUUCUGGAAAAAGCGGAACACAAGCGCGAAGGAGCCCUGCAAGAGGCGCUCCUGCGCUUAGAGAACCUGGAACAGCUGGCCCAGACGUUCGGCAGAAAGGCCGCCCUGAGGGCGGGCUACGUCGAGGACACGCUGCGCCUGAUCCGCCGCCAAGAUUUUGCCGGUCUGAACACCCUUGAGGAGGCUCAGGCGGCCACCGGGCGCCUGGAGGCGCUCGCCGCCGACGCGCAAGCCAGGGAGCCCCGCUUCGCCGCCCUGCGAGACAUGGCCGACGCCAUCCGGAGAGGAAACUACCACGGCAAGGAGCUCGUCAGCAGGAGGGAGGAGGAGAUCGGCGGCGCAUGGAAGGAUCUUCUGCAGCAGCUGCAGCAACAGAGGGGGCUGCUGGGAAAUGUCAUCUCCACUCUCAGUGUCCUCCGAGACAUCGACGUCAUCUCCCAGGAACUCGAAGACCUUCACGUCCAGGCGUCCUCCUCCGAGUUGGGCAAAGAGUUGACGGAGGCGCAGUCUCUCCUCCAGAAGCACCGCCUCCUGGAAGCGCAAAUUUCAGCCCACGGCGACACCAUCAGCACCGUCAGCGCCUCGGCCCUCAAAGGAAACGUGACGGACGGUCGUGAGAUUGAGAGCAGAGUGAGAGCUCUGCGUAGUCGGUACACGGCUUUGGUGUCACACAGCGGCAGCAGGAGGCGCCGUCUGUCGGCCGUGUUGGUUCUCUUUCAGUUCUUCCACGACUGCGACGAGUUGAAGGCGUGGCUUCGCGAGCGCCAAAUGCAGCUGCAGGCCGCCGCGCUCGGACGCGACGUCGAUCACGUGACAAUGGCGCUGCACAAGCACAAGGCAUUGGAGGCGGAGCUUCACUCUCAGGAGCGCGCGUACGAUCGUGCGUCGCGCCACGGUGAGCACAUCGCCGCCGAGCAGAGCCCGGACGAGCGGCGACGCGUCAACAAACGCAUCGAAACUUUGAGCAAACUCUGGAUGCGAGUCAACGCUGACGCCGGCGCGCGAAGGCAGAGACUGGACGCCGCCUCGGCCAUCAAACAAUACUUUGCAGACGUGGAGGAGACAAACUCGUGGCUGAGGGACAAGAAACUUCUGCUGAUGAGUGAGGAUUAUGGAAAGGACGAGUCCAGCGCAGCCAUUUUGCUCCAGCGCCACCUGCGCCUGGACAAACAAAUGACGGCCUACGGCGUGGAGAUGAAGAGGCUGUCAGAGCAGGCCAGGGAAGCCGCCCAGCUCACGGCGUUCACCGCGGAGCCUCAGCCGAGUCCCAUGGUCCAAUCCGGCGACUCAUCUGAUGAUGAGGAGGGACCAUCUAAGACUAAAAGUGGGACCGGUUCUGUGCACCAGGAAGUCAAGGCGAAGGUCUGGUUCAGAGGCGACUUUGCACUGGAUCGGAACGAGACGGUGACGAUCAUCAGGACCGACCCCGAUCACGACAAAGUUCUGGUCAAAGACGCGCAAGGAAACCAGCGGCGUGUUCCCAACACGUACCUGACACCUCUGCCAGCUCCGGAUCCUCCCACCCUACCAGCCUCCACCAAUGGCGUGGCUGACCCCCGGAACAGGAAGUUCAACUAUCCGAGGCAUCGCCGCUCGGUCCGUCCCGGCACGGCUGAGAUCCGAAGCACGUGGGUGCCGGACCCUCAGUACCAGAGAGUCACAGUGGAGGCUGCCCAGGCCCAGCUGGACCAGGACUACACGUCCAUGUGCUGCCUCCUGCAGUCUAAGGUGAAAGUUCUGGAGGAGGCUCUGCUCCUGCAUCGUUUCCACGGCCGCUGCCAGGAGUUUGAGUGGUGGAUGGAGGACAAGGAGAAGGUCCUCGACACUUUCAGUGCACAUGCCAAAGACCUCCACGUUAUCCAGGCCAAAUAUGAGAACUUUGUGACCGAGCUGAUGAGUGGGCGUGGCCUGUUGGAUGACAUCAUCAAGGUGGCGGAGGAGAUGGGGAAGAACCGACACAGUAAACACAGAGACGUCCAGACACGCCUCAACAGCCUUUCCAGCAGGUGGGAGUGUCUCCAGGGGCAUAAGGACGAGAAGGCUCGCGAGCUGCUGAGCGCGGCCGAUGUGCGCUUUUUCCUUCAGCAAGUCCAGGACACCAGGACAGAGCUGCAGACCCAGAUGGAGCAGCUGGACUCCGUAAACCUGAACAUGGGGGGCGGAAGAGGUGGUCAGUUUGCACUGCGGGCUGGCGAGCAGCGGCAAACGAGCACUCGGCGAGAUAUCAACACCCUGGAAGCCAAGAUCGCAUACCUGAGGGACCUCGCCAAGAUGAAGCAGGACUGCAGUCCAGCCGAGAGUGAGGCCAUCACGGAGGAGGUGCGAGAUCUGGAGAUGCUCCUGAAGCAGGUGACGUGUCGAGCCGCGGAGCGCCAGCGCCACCUGGAGGAGGCCCGACGGCUUCACCGCUUCCAGCGGCAGGCCAGGGAGCUGCAGCGUUGGGCGGCGGCCACCCAGGAGGGUCUGCUGCGGGACGGGGAGACCGUCGACCUGCUGGAGGAGCACGAGGAGCUCUGGAUGGAGAUGGAGGAGCACAGGAGGAGACUGAAGGAGACUGAGAUGUUGGGCGAGUCUCUUCUGAGCUCUACGGACAGAGAGCCGGGCGCCGUCGAAGUCCAGCGGUCGCUGGAUGACCUGAGAGCUGAUUGGUCCGAGCUGGAGCACCUGCGGACCAAUAGGAAGCAGCGCCUGGAGCAGCAGGUGGCGCUGCAGAGACUCGACCAGGAGGGGGACCGCAUCGAGGCAGCGUUGGCCGGACACCAAGCCAGGCUCAGGCUACGAGAUGUCGGGGACUCGGUGGACGGCGUUCUCGGUCUCCUGGCUCGUCAGGACGAUCUGGAAGUCGUGUUGAAGACUUUGGACCAACGCGUGGACCUUUUCUCCAAAUGCAGCCAACAACUCAUCGGCCAGCAACAUUACGCCACCGCACACAUCCAGCAGAGGAUCCGAAACCUCCACGAGGCCAACAGGAAGUUGAAGGAUAGUAGUGACGAGAGGCGGAGUCAACUGCUGGCCUCCAAGAAAUAUCAGGAGUUCCGGCGCGACGCCGACGAGCUUCUGCUGUGGAUGGACGACAAGUCCGAGAUGGUCGCGGACGCUUCGUGCCGCCAGCCCGCCAACGUCCUGUCCAAGCUCAAGCGGCACGAAGCGGCCGAGAGGGAGAUGCAGGCUCACCGGGCCUGGAUGGAGAGACUGGUUCAGCUGGGGCACGACAUGCUGGCCGAGGAGCACGUAGGUGGCGCUCACGUCGGCAGGAUGUCGUCUCGGCUCACCGGCCGCUGGCGGCGUCUUCAGGACAAGAUGGCCGACCGCGGAGACAAGCUGAGGCAGGCGGGGCAAGAGGAACAACUCAUGGACCUUCUCAGGGACGCCAAAGUCAAGAUGGAAUCAAUCCAGUGGACCCUCAACCUCGCCCCCACAGACCACGACCGGCGCUCCAGCCGGCAGAUGCUCAAGGAGCACUAUCAGCUGGAGCAGGAUGCCAAGGAGCUGGCGGAGAAGAUCGGCGUCAUCGUGGGCAGGGCCAAGAAUCUGGGGUCCAGUCACCUCAACUCGCAGAGAAUCUUGCAGGAGACCGACGCCUACCUGACCCUGUUCAAGUCCCUUCAGAAGCUGCUGGAGCGGCGGCGGGUGGAACUCAAGGCGCUGGUGCUGCUCUAUGAGUUCUACCACGAUGUGGAUCUAGAGCUUAGCUGGAUCUUGGAACACGUCCCCUCCUCGGUGUCCACGGGACACGACAAGUCUUUGGUUGGGGCCACAAGCCUCAUGCAGAAGCACAAGGAGCUUCAGGCAGAAGUGAACGCCCAUUCGCAGCACCUCAACCACAUCCUUAAGAAGGGGCGGAGCUUGGCUAAUUCCAGCCAAUCACAUGCAGAAGAGGUUCUUCAAAGGUGCAGACACCUGAGUGACGAACGGGGAAAACUUGAGGCGGCGUGCAGCCGGCGAGCAGCUCACCUGAGCCAGGCCGUCACCAGAGCACAGUUACUGCUGGACUGUUCUGAGCUGGAGGUCCGGCUCACAGAGACUUUGGACCUUCUUAACGUGGAUGACCUGGGCAAGGAUUAUCUGGCCACACAGACUCUACUCAGCAAGCAGGAGGUUCUCCAGGGCCAGCUGGAGGUCCUGCAGGUGGAGGUGGAGGAAGUGGAGGACCAGGUAGAGCAGGCUCUCCUCAGCUGGGAUGCGCAGGAGCUGCGCAGACACGUGGGCCGUCUGCGUAGCCUGAAGCAGCGGCUACAGCAGCAUGCGGCACUCAGACUUCAAAGGUUGAGGGAAGUUCUCCACCUGCACGAGUUCACACGAGAGGCCACCGAGUUGGACGAGUGGAUGCAGCAGCAGAGGAGGACGGCGCAGACCCAGGAUCUGGGCGCCGACUACCAGCAGGUUCAGAUGCUCCUGAGGAAGUUUGACGCAUUCCUGAAGCAGUUGGAGCUGGCCGAGGAGCGACUGGACAAGUGCGGCGACCUGGCGGCUCGACUCGUCGCCGGCAAACACCCGCGGAGCGCCGCCGUCAGGGAAGAGCUGCAGAAGCUGCGUGCGUGCUGGGAGGACCUGAGGGGCGUGGCCAACGAGCGUGAGAAGCAGCUGCAGAAGGCCGAGCGAUGUCACCGACUUCAUCGGGACUUGAGUGACGCGAUGGCGCUCAUCCAGGAGCGCCAGAAGAGCAUCCCGGACGACGUGGCCAAGGAUUGGCGAGGAGUCAUGUCACAGCUCAGGAAGCACCAGGCUUUCCUCCAGGAACUCGCAGCUGCCGAACAGCAGCUUCAGGAGCAGUUGGAGACGGUGGACGCCAUCUUAGAGCUCUGCUCGCCACAGUUGACGCUCCGCCUACAGGAAGUGCAACAGGACGUGGCGGAGUGCUGGGAGGAGCUACGGCUUCACGCCGAGGAGCGGGAGCUGGUGCUAACGCUAGCGUGCCAGCGCUACUCGUUCCUUAACACGGUCCAGGACUACCUGCUGUGGUGCGGUCAGAUGACCGGCGUCAUGGCGGCCAAGGAGCGCAUCAGCGACGUGGCCACGGCAGACCUCCAGAUGGCGCUGCACCAGCAGCUGUGGGCCGAGCUGGUGGCCCGGCAGGAAGUUUACCAUCAGGCCGUGGACAUGGGGGAGCAGCUACAGCAGCAGGACACCAGCAACCGGAAGCAGGUGCUGCGGAAGCUGGAUGCCCUGCAGGCUGAGCGGGAGAAGCUCCAGGACCAGUGGUACCACAAGCAAAGUUGGCUGGAGAAGGUCCACCUGGAGCAGAUCUUCUACAGAGACGUCAGCAGCAUGGACAAAACUUGCAGCUCGCACGAGGUGUUGUUGAAGAACAGCACUCUGGGAAAGACAGUGGACGAGACAGAAGCUCUAAUCAAACAUCACGAAGCUUUUGAGAAGUUGCUUACAUCUCAGGAGGACAAGGUGUCGAGCCUGGAGGACCUCGGCGCUCGCCUCAACAAGACACUCAGCAGAGAGAAGAGCGGGCAGGCCCAAAGCCGGCUGAAAGCCCUCCUUCAGCGACGUGAUAAGAUUAAGGAGCUGUCCGUCAAGUGGAGGGAGGAGCUGGAUCUGUCCUGGCUGAUGUGUGUCUUCAAGAGAGAUGUCGCCGAGGCGGAGGAGUGGGUGAGUGAGCGCAUGCUCAAACUGUCCGAGGAUGCAAAAGCCGAUCUCAGCAACUUGCAGACCAAGAUGAAGCUCCUUCAGAAGCAUCAGGUGUUUGAGGCAGAGAUCAUGGCGCACGACCAGGUCAUCAGCGACGUGCAGCAGGCCGGCGAGAAACUGGUCUCCCUCCACCACCCAAAUUCCAAGGAGGCAAGGAGGAGCGCACAGGCUCUGGAACGCCACUGGGACCAGCUUAAGGCGGCCGUGGCCAAGCGAGGGAAAGUUCUGGAGGACAGCCGAGACUUCCUGGAGUUCCUGCAGAAGGUGGAGGAGGUGGAGGCCUGGAUCCGACACAAGGAAGUCAUGGUCAACCUGGGAGACGUGGGGAACGACUAUGAACACGGUCUUGAGCUUCUGAAGAAACUUGGCGAGUUCCGUGGAAAAGGAGGCGGGGUGGUGACAGUGGACAACGCUCACAUUACGGCCAUAGACCGGCUGGCAGCUCGGCUGGAGAAGCGGCAGAACGCUGACGAGAUGCAGACCGUCAGACGGAGGAGACGCCAACUCAACGACAGGUGGAGUAAGUUCCACAUGGACCUGAACGCCUACAAGAAAAAAAUGGAGGAUGCCCUGGUUGUCCACUCGCUCAUCAGAGAACUGGAGGAGGUCCGAGAGCGAGCUAGUGAGAAGAUGCUGCCUCUGCUGGACCAGGACUGCGGAGUGGAUGUGGAGAGCGUGGAGAACCUGAUCAGACGCCACGAGGAGACCGAGAGGGAAAGUAGGGUGAUCCAGGAAAGGUCCAAGAUUCUGGAGAAGGACAUCUGCCACCAGCUCAAGUUUCAGUCUGUGAUGAACGGGAAGCUGCAAGACAAACAGAAGGAGCUUCACAAGACUCUGGAGCUGCUAGACAAGGAGGUCAAGCACAGGAAGGACAAGCUUCAGGAGGCUCAUCAGCUGCAGCUCUUCAAAGCAAACCAUCGCCUCCUACUGGACUGGACGCUUAAACAAAGCAGUGAACUGGCAGAGAAAGCUCUCCCACGGACACGAGCUGAGGCUGACCGGCUCCUUGUGGAGCAUCAGGACCGGAAGACACAGAUAGAUACCCGGGCUGAGCGCAUCAACUCUGUCCAAGAAUUUGGCCUCAGUCUGAUCCAGUCAGGCCACAGUUGUCAGGCAGAGAUUCAGAAGGCUCUGAAGAAGUUGGACGAUGCCAAAGAUAGACUGGACCGAGCCUGGGAGAACCGCAGCACGAGGCUGGAGCAAGCGUGCACCCUGCAGGUCUUCCUGGCCUCGGUGGAUCUGUGUGAGAGUUGGAUUAGUAACAUGGAAGCCCUCCUAGCCAAUCAGGAUCUUGGGAGCUCUGUGGCCGAGGUGGAGACCCUGCAGAGGAAGCAGGUCCAGUUUGAGGAAGCGCUGGAUGCUCAGCUGGACCAAGUGGACCAGGUGGAGCAAUUGGCCCAGAAGAUGAUCCAGGAGAAACACUUUGACUCUGACAACAUCAGAGCGAGAAGCAAAGCACUCUUUGCUAAGCAGAGUCAGCUCCAGAAAAAGACCAGCUCUCGUCAUCAAGAUCUGGAACGAUCCUUGCAACUGCAGCACUUCCUGACCAACAGUUACCAGGUGUGCGCGUGGCUGAAUGAGCGUAACAUAUUGGCAUCUGAUGAGAUAUGGAGGGAACCAAGCAACCUUCAGGCAAAAGUGUUGAAACAUCAGAGUUUCCAGGCAGAAAUCCUAGCCAACCGCUACCGAGUGGACACUCUCACUGAGGAAGCAGACAAACUGCUGGCUGAUGGUGGUGCUCUUGAGGCCAAGGUGAGACCACGACUCAAGGAGGCGACUGAGGCCUGGGCCAUUUUGGUGAGGAACUGUGAGGAGAAGAAGAACCGACUACAGGAGGCCUACCAGGCACUGCAGUUCCAGCGCUCCCUGGAUGACCUGGACCAGUUGGUGGACUCAGUGGAAAGGAACUUGGCCAACCAUGACUGCGGGACUGACUUGCCAUCAGUCAACAGGGUCCUGAAGACCCUGCAGGACCUCGAAGACCAGGUGGAUGGACUCCGACCGAGACUGCAGGGUCUGAUAGAGACGGUGGAGAACUUUCACUCGAGGGGAAACUUCCGGGCUGAGGAGCUCCAGAACCGUGUGACCAACACCAUCCACAGGUACAACAGCCUGUCCCAGCCGCUGCAGAGUCGCCGGGAGACGCUGGAGGCCUGGCAGCUCCUGUUCCAGUUCAGCCGUGACCAGGAGGAGGAGCUGGACUGGCUCAGACGGCGACUGACCACAGUCACCGCCUCUGACUAUGGAGGCUCUCUGAUCGGUAGCCAGCAGCUCCUCCAUAAGCACCAGGUGCUGGUGCAGGAGUUCUCCAGCCGUGCCCCAUUGGUCCAAGCAGUCCUUGAGGCAGGGCAUAGCUUGGUCAGAGGUCGCCAUUUUGCGUCGCGGGACAUCCAAGAUCGCGUGGACCAGCUCAAACAACUCCACGGUGACCUGAAGACGGAGGCGGAGGCAAAGGGGAAACUCCUCCAGCAGGCGAUCAGCAUCCAUGCUUUCCUAGCUGAGGUUUGCGAGCUGCGGGUGUGGCUAGAAGAGCAGCAGCGGGUGUUAGAGAGCGCUGAGGUGGGUCACAGUGAGGAGGGGGCGGAAGCUCUGCGCAGGCGUCUGGACGUCGUGGACAUCAACCUGAAAAACCAGAGGACCACUUUGGACCAGCUGCGUGAAAGAGGGCGAACUCUGCACCGCCUGCAGCAUCCCAACAGUCACGCGGUCAGCGAGUGUCUUCCGCUCGUGUUGGAUCUCUUCGAGACAAUCGAGCGUCUUAGCGUGUCUCGUCGCUCCGCCCUGGAGGAGCAGCUACGUGUGUUUGUGUUCCACCGUGAGGCCCAAGAACUGCAAACAUGGUUGGACUCCAGGAAGGCAGCGGUGGACUCGCAGGACUGCGGACAAGACCUGGAGGACGUGGAGGUUCUGCAGAAGAAGUUGGAGGUUCUGGUGUCAGAGGUCUCAGGUGUAGGUCGGAAUCGGCUGGCCUUGUUACAGCAGCUCAGUGGAGGCCUGGAGCAGGACAGCCAGACCCGCAGGAGGGACCGAGAGCUCAGUGGACUGUGGGAUGACCUGGAAGAUGCCAUCAGAACUAGAGAACAGAACCUGCGGUCGGCUCGGAAGAUGCACCAGUUCCAUCACGACGCGGACGAGCUGAAGAUCUGGAUGGCCGAGAAGGAGGCCGCGCUGGACUCGGACGAGCAGGACCGGGACCUCUGUGCCGUCCAGACCCGCCUGCAGCAGCACGAGGCUCUGGAGCGAGACCUCGUGCUCAUCUCUGCCGAGGUGACCCGGUUUGGGGAGGCGAGCGCCGCUCUGCGGGGCAGUCUUCCUGGUUCCGAAGGGUCCGCGAGCCGCAGGCUGGACGAUCUUCGGUCGUCCUGCGCGGCCGUCCAGGACAAGGCCCGGCGGCGCCGCGCCGUACUGGUGCAGGCCCACGACGCGCACAAGUUCUUGGCCCUGUGGGGCCAGCUCAUGACGUGGCUGAGGGAGACGUCGGUGGCGGCGCGGGGCGAAGGCCGGCUCGGAGAGAGUCCGGGUGGCGAUGGGUGCGAAGCGGAUCAGAGCCUGAGGAGGCACCGAGAGUACCGAGUCCACCUGGAGAGACACACCCACAAGACUCGCCUUGUCAAGAGUGAAGCUCGGCGCCUCCUGCAGGACGGAAACUUCAUGGCCAAAGAGAACAAUUCCAAACUUUCAAAGUGGAAGAACGUGUGCAGUGAGCUGGAGGAUCUUGAGUGUGUGAUUUUGAAAACCUGGGAGGAGACGCACCGUGCGUACGAGGAGGACCUGGAGCUGAAGCGCCUCCAGAAGGAUCUGGACCAGGCCGAACGCUGGCUCAGCUCCUACGAGGACUCCCUGACCAGCGGCCACUACGGCGAUUCCGUGUCAGACGUGGUUGACCUCCUGAAGCGUCAGGAGGACCUGGAGGCCAUGAUCACUGCGCAGAGCGAAUGCUUCGAUACCCUCCAGAGGAAGACCACGCAGAGAGAAAGGAGGCUUGGUGUCCGUGGAAACGAGGAGAAGGCGCUCCUGGAGAGAAGAGCGCCGACCAGCAUUUCGUCCUUCAGGAUAGUGUCUGAUCUAAAAACUCCAGGGAUCUCCUUCUCCCGCGUCGGUGACACCAGCGGCGCUUCCAGAACGUCAUGCAGUUGGUCUCGCAGCUCUGAGCAGGAGGAGGUGGUUGAGCAGGACACCAGCACCUCCAGACCACAUCACAGAUCUGAUCACGAGGAUCUCCUUGAGAGACGCCCUCCCGCCAGAACGUCAUCUCUCCGGAAGAUGUCUGAUCUAAAAACUCCAGGGAUCUCCUCCUACUCCAGAGUCAGUGAGACCGGCACCUCAUUCAGAACUACUUCCAGUGGGUCUGGCAGUCCUGACCAGGAAGAGAUGGAGGAGGACGCCAGCGCCCUCUGUCCACCUUGCAGAUCUGAUCACAAGGAUCACCUUGAGAGAAGCCCUCCUGCCAGAGUUCAAUCUCUCCAGAAAGCAUCCAACCCAAAAAUUCCAGGGAUGUCCUCGUUCAAAGUCAGCCAGACCAGCACCUCGUCCAGUCCAACUCUCGACUCUGACAAGGCGGAGCUGCCGGAUACUGCCAGCCGGAAGACGUUCGAUCUAAAAGCUCCACAGAGCUUGUCCUCCUCGCAAGUAAGCGAGAGCAGUGCCUCCUCCAGAGUUCCCUCCAAUCCACCUUGGACAUUUGACCAGGAGGAGAAGGUCGAGGAGGAGGACACCAGCCCUUUGGUUCUAUCCACCAUGACACCUCCUGGACUUCCUCACUCCUCCUCUCUUCGUCCCUCAGUUAAACCUCCUUUGGCUCCCAAGCCCAGGGUGUCUCCUCCAGCGUGGAGAUGCCGCAGUGAGCCUCCGAUCCACCGGGAGGCGCCUCCCCUCCCGCCUGACUCCCCUGGGCCUAUCAGAGAGCUCCUUGCUCGUCCGACUAGCAGACACCUCCAGGAACAGGAUGCGCUCGGCGGACAACUUCCUGAUCUGCUGGAUUCUGCUCAAGUUCCUCCUGAAGAAGAAGCCGAAGAAAAAGCUGCUGAGGCAACAAGCAGGAUGCUGGAGGGAACUCUGGAGAUCAAACUGAAUCGUGGAGGAGGCGGCGGAGCCAAGGGGCGGGGCCACUGGGAGGAAGUGUUUGCCGUGCUGCAGGGAGGCCAACUGCGUUUAUUCGAGGACCGAGAGGCCGCCAAACAGGGUGCCACCAGGUGGCCUCCUGUCAUCUUGCCGGGCGCCGUCUGCAAGGAAAACGCCGUUGCUGCUCAAUUCAGGAGCAAAGACAACACGUUUACCGUCACCCUGGACGACGGCUCUCAGUUUGUGUUCGCGGCGUCCUCUCGGGACCUCCGGCGGCUUUGGCUGAAGACGCUGCAGAGCCAAAGUCGUCACAGCCCCUCGGAGCCCUCCGACCCCUCGAGACGUCACGGACACGAGAGCCCGGAGAGACGAGCGUCCCCGGAGGGCCGAGGCCCCCCCAAGCCCCCCCGCACGUACUACCGCACGCACCGCUACCCGCAGGGCGGCGAGGCCCUCGCCGAAGGGCGACGUGACCCGCCCCCUUCAGUAGCUCCACCCCCGCCGCCGAAGCAGCCCGUCGUCAACGACAACGCUGGCAAAACCAAGAUUUCCGCCUUUCAGCGGUUCUUUACCAAGAAGUAGAACUCUCCGACGAUAACCCGGAUAAAACAUGAGCCACGUUUUCAUCAAGUGCCUUUCUGAUUCCUAACCAUAAAAAUCCGGGUUUUAUUUUAACCCUAACCCUUCAUUGUUCACUGAAAACCUCACAUAAUGAAGCAAAACUUCCCAUUUUAACCCAUUUUAAUUUUGGGGCAAUUUUAAACCUAUUUAAGGGGUUUUGGCAUUAAUUACUCGCAAAUAUUUGCUGUUCAGUCAGCUUGACUUUAAUUGCAGUGUCAAAGCAAUGAAACUUCUCAACUCACUUCAACAAAGUUUAUCAAGUGCCUGAAUGAUUCACAACAAUAAAAUGACAGUAGAUUGUUUUGUUUUGUUUUGUUUUAA
Molecule: messenger RNA, 12735 nt
Organism: Phycodurus eques (leafy seadragon)
Lineage: Eukaryota; Metazoa; Chordata; Actinopteri; Syngnathiformes; Syngnathidae
Gene: sptbn5
Product: spectrin, beta, non-erythrocytic 5
Biological process (GO): actin cytoskeleton organization
Cellular component (GO): cell projection; cortical actin cytoskeleton; cell junction
Molecular function (GO): actin filament binding
Source: RefSeq, a predicted model, not a curated record